Mesoplodon densirostris (Blainville's beaked whale) is the source of this 1252-nucleotide messenger RNA. It is a transcript of the gene EIF3I, whose product is annotated as eukaryotic translation initiation factor 3 subunit I. Lineage: Eukaryota; Metazoa; Chordata; Mammalia; Artiodactyla; Ziphiidae. Bases 43 to 1020 code for a protein of 325 amino acids. Gene Ontology annotation, molecular function: translation initiation factor activity; protein binding; RNA binding. The transcript has 11 exons. Gene Ontology annotation, biological process: cytoplasmic translational initiation. Gene Ontology annotation, cellular component: cytoplasm; eukaryotic translation initiation factor 3 complex, eIF3m. The record is from RefSeq and is a predicted model, not a curated record.
CGGUUCUGCUGCCGUUGCGUUUUUCCUCGCGUCACCGCCGGCAUGAAGCCGAUCCUGCUGCAGGGCCAUGAGCGGUCCAUUACACAGAUUAAGUACAACCGCGAGGGAGACCUCCUCUUCACGGUGGCCAAGGACCCUAUCGUCAAUGUAUGGUACUCUGUGAAUGGUGAGAGGCUGGGCACCUAUAUGGGCCAUACCGGAGCUGUGUGGUGUGUGGACGCUGACUGGGACACCAAGCAUGUCCUCACCGGCUCAGCUGACAACAGCUGUCGUCUCUGGGACUGUGAAACAGGGAAGCAGCUGGCCCUACUCAAGACCAAUUCAGCAGUCCGGACCUGUGGCUUUGACUUCGGGGGCAACAUCAUCAUGUUCUCCACGGACAAGCAGAUGGGCUACCAGUGCUUCGUGAGCUUCUUCGACCUGCGGGAUCCGAGCCAGAUUGACACCAACGAGCCCUACAUGAAGAUCCCUUGCAACGACUCCAAGAUCACCAGUGCCGUUUGGGGACCACUUGGCGAGUGCAUCAUUGCAGGCCACGAGGGCGGAGAGCUCAACCAGUAUAGCGCCAAGUCUGGGGAGGUAUUGGUGACUAUUAAGGAGCACUCCCGGCAGAUCAAUGACAUCCAGUUAUCCAGGGACAUGACCAUGUUUGUCACUGCAUCCAAGGACAACACAGCCAAGCUCUUUGACUCCACAACCCUUGAACACCAGAAGACCUUCCGGACAGAACGUCCCGUCAACUCAGCUGCCCUCUCUCCCAACUAUGACCAUGUGGUGCUGGGCGGUGGUCAGGAAGCAAUGGAUGUAACCACCACCUCCACCAGGAUUGGCAAGUUCGAGGCCAGGUUCUUCCACUUGGCCUUUGAAGAAGAGUUUGGAAGAAUCAAGGGUCACUUUGGACCUAUCAACAGUGUUGCCUUCCAUCCUGAUGGCAAGAGCUACAGCAGCGGCGGAGAAGAUGGUUAUGUCCGCAUCCACUACUUCGACCCACAGUACUUUGAAUUUGAGUUUGAGGCUUAAGAAGCCGGAUCUCUGGGAAUUCCCUGGCUAUCCAGUGAUUAGGACUCCGAGCUUCCACUGCAGGGGGCAUGGGUUCUGUCCCUGUUCGGGGAACUAAGAUCCCACAUGCCACAUGGCGUGGACACACACACACCACAAAAAGAAGCCGGAUCUCCAUAUGGGCCAGGUUCACAGAAGGCUUUGGACUCUGAGAAAUAAAUUAGUUUGGAAAUAAAUGGUUUCUGGUCAGAAA